AAUACCUUUUAGUCGGUUCCUGCGUUGAGGGGUGUAGAUCAAUUCAGAAGGGUGUGUUCUGCGUUCUAAAUUAUUUGAGCUUGCUCUUUAUAUUAACACUGGUGAUUUUCAUUCAAAUGCUAUCGAUCGGUUUUGCCUUAGCCAGGAAUUCGUGGUCGAUAUUGUCGUUACGUCGUCGCGUCAGGUGACACUUUUUAGGCAAACAUCAACGUAACGUUGGCAAAGCCAUCCCAACCGACUGUAUUUCGAGGACGCUGUUGUGCAAAGAAACACAAGUGAUAUAAAGAUAUAUGUGUACUGAUCAGAGAGCUGGUGUAUGUAAGGCCUUCUGUUUUGUCACCUCAAUUGGAAUCAUUGUUCUAUGGCACCAAGAGCUUUCUCGACGCUUCUGUGUGGACGAUACCAGCCAUGAACCUUUCGCCUGCAUCUGGAAUAAGGGAAAGGGCUUCAGUGUGAUGCAUUGCAGCGGCAUGAGGUGUCGCUUAGUGAGUGGAUCGGUAGGUCGGUCAGUCGGUAUACGUAAUGCGCAUAUGUAUGUAUCACUGGGGGAGAGCGAGGUCUCUUGCGUUUCAAGCGAAAGGAAGUGGCUGUAAAGUAGUGCAACCUUCAGGCAGCCAGCUCGCGUAGUUCGUCUAUGAACGGCUAUCAUUCUCGUUCGCGGUCAAGCUCGCGAUCACAAAGUCCCCCAAAACGACAAAGAGUGGUCAAAGAUCGUCAAAGACGUCGCGAACGGGACAGCAGUCCCGCAUCAUGGUAUGACCGAACUAGAGAUCGUCGAGACCGACGGUCGCGGGAACGGCGCAGGAAAAGGGAUGACUCUCAGAGGGAUGGUCAUGGCCACCACACGCACAAUAAUUCAAACAUUGGACUUAAUGCUGUAGGCGGCGGAAGGAAGAGACGACGUAGUCCUGAUAUCGACGAGUUUCGCCCGCGUUGCGACCCCACCCUUGUGCGGUAUUUAUUCAAGAAGGCGAGAUUCUUUAUGAUAAAAUCGAAUAAUUAUGAGAACAUUGCAUUAUCCAAAGCGCGGGGCGUAUGGUCGACUCCGCCGCAGAACGAGGCUAAACUAAAUCAGGCGUACCGCGAAUGCAAAAACGUAAUUCUUGUGUUCAGCGUCAAGGAGUCCGGCCGAUUCCAGGGUUUUGCUCGACUGUCCUCUGAAUCGCGUCAUGAUGUGCCACCUGUAAAUUGGGUGUUGCCGCCGGGCUUAACUGCACGUGCCCUAGGCGGAGUCUUCUAUGUUGACUGGAUCUGUCGCAAAGAACUGCCAUUUAUUAAAUGUCAACAUUUGUACAAUCCGUGGAACGAGGGAAAGCCUGUCAAGAUUGGCCGCGAUGGUCAGGAGAUCGAGCCGCGUUUAGCUGAGGAGCUGUGUCGACUGUUCCAAGUCGACGAGGGAGUAGACCUCGUGGGCAUCAUUAAGAAAGCUCGAGCCGAAAGGGAAAGACUCAAAAGGAAGUUGGCCUCUGGGACAGUAACCGUUGCUGAACGUGAUCGCGAAAGGGAACAAGACAUUAGUGGCGACCGAAGGAGGCGCCGCCGAGAGUAGUCUUCCGACCGAAAAAAGGAACCGAGUACUGGGCGCACAUGAAGCUAUGAAGACAGAAGCGGUUGCAGGAGACGAGGGGAAAAGGGGCAAAGGGGAUGGGGAUUGUGUAGGAAACAAAGAGGGGAGACUUUACCAUUACGGAUUAAGCGUGGGUGGGGAGGCGAAAUUUGUUCACCAUAUUUGACUUUUUUAAAUCAGAAAAUGGACUCCUCAACUAACAAGUCUCCUAUGAAAAUUAUAUAUUAUUGAAAAGAACACGUAGUUUAUGGACACACGUAUUUACCAUGCAUUAGUUUUAAUGGGUCGAAGAUUACUUCCAGGCUGCUUGGAUAUUUGACUAUAAAUAUUUGGCUGUAGUAAAGCUUAGGAUUAGUGAGUAGCUGGAGAUGAUCGCCGAAGUAUAGCCAGAGGUAUUUCGUAUCUUCGGCAACAUUCAAUGUUAGUUUUUGAGGAGUUCAUACGGGAAGUAGUAAGCUAGCUAUGACGUUUCUUUGAAAACAUAUAUUCUUUAAGUAAUGUAUAUCAAUUAACCGCAAUUAGCACUACAUGCUUCGUAGGCACUAGAUGUUCGCUGUGACCCGUGGAGUACCUUUUGAAGUGAGUGCGUUUGAUUUUGGCUAACUUAGUCCAUGUAGUCAGCUUGACCUAGAAUUGAAUAAUAUAAGCUGUCUAUCUGAUAAGCGCUUGAAUAACACGGCGCCACAAUCGACUUGAGAAAGAGGUAUGGUGGACAAUUUAAGAUAAAACUAUAUAUGUAUAUAUAUAUAUAUAUAUAUAUAUAUACACGUAUGUCUUAGGACCACAAAAGUAGCAGGUGACUGAACGUGUAUUAGACCCUCUACUUUGACCUUGCAUAUGAUUUGUACGUAUUAUUGUAAUAUCCUAAUUUAAAAAUUUACGUGCGCGAACAAAUGAUGAGAAUAGUGUGAUGCGAGUAAUUAUGGCGAACCAGAAGCUGAAUAACAACGCGAUCUAUCUCUAUUCAUAGUUAGAGCCUCGCCCGCCGACCCAUCGAUCCAUUUGUUUACCCUUUUGUUUGCCCUAUCUAUCUCUUGAGUUUUAUUGAAUGUACAUUUUUGUAAAUAUGACACUUCUUCUUUUCUAAGAACAGAUUAGCUGCACUGAAAGGAAAAACAGCAGAUUCAUGCACAUUGAGGGACGGAUGUCUCGCCAUCGGUCGAAGAAUGUCGAUGGCGGCAGU
Varroa destructor (honeybee mite) is the source of this 2750-nucleotide messenger RNA. It is a transcript of the gene Ythdc1, whose product is annotated as YTH domain containing 1. The record is from RefSeq and is a predicted model, not a curated record. Gene Ontology annotation, molecular function: mRNA binding; N6-methyladenosine-containing RNA reader activity. Gene Ontology annotation, cellular component: nucleoplasm. NCBI's taxonomy places the organism in Eukaryota, Metazoa, Arthropoda, Arachnida, Mesostigmata, Varroidae. Gene Ontology annotation, biological process: regulation of alternative mRNA splicing, via spliceosome; mRNA splicing, via spliceosome.